This is a messenger RNA of Dioscorea cayenensis subsp. rotundata (Guinea yam), 1116 nucleotides long. RefSeq lists its product as uncharacterized. The transcript has a single exon. Lineage: Eukaryota; Viridiplantae; Streptophyta; Magnoliopsida; Dioscoreales; Dioscoreaceae. The coding region runs from base 1 to 1116 and encodes 371 amino acids. The record is from RefSeq and is a predicted model, not a curated record.
AUGUUUGCUGAUGAUUUGACCCUUAUCACCAAAGCUUCUAAGCAAUCCGCUAGAAAUGUCCUUUUUUGCUUAAAUCUUUAUUCGGAUAUUAUUGGCCAACGCCCAAACCUCACCAAAUCUGUGAUUUACUUGCUGACUUGGUUUAACAAUAGAGUUUCUAAGUCCAUUUCGUCUCUUUUGGGUAUGUACCUGGGCUCCUUCCCUUUCACUUACCUUGGGGCCCCCAUCUUCCCUCUUCAUCUUCCUGCUAGUCAUUUCAAUUUCCUUCCAAAGCGAGCCCAAACUAAGAUCAAAAGGCUUGGAGCCACUCCCCUCACUCCCAAGCAGGUUGAGUGCUCCUCCUUAAUAGUAGUUUUUUCUCGAUUUCAACCUACCACCUCUUUGUUUUUUUCCUUCCAGAUUCUAUCCUUGACUCCUUUUCAAAGCUGGCUUGUAGCUUUCUCUGGGGAUAGGAACAAUAAUGCUGGAGGUUUCCACUUAAUUGCCUGGAAAACUUCUACCCUUAGCAAAUCUGAUGGGGGUUUGGGCCUUCAAAAUCUUAGGAAUGUUCGGUGUGCUCUAUUGGCCAAACAGAUCUUUGCCUUGAUCGAUCAUGAAAAUAAAUUCUGGGUCCAUAUUUUCCACAAAAAAUACCCAAAUUGGUCUCUUUGGGAUAGAAAUUGCACUUCCAACGCCUCUUGGUUUUACAACUCCAUCUGCAAAGUAGCUGAUAUUCUAAAACCAAACUUGAAGAUUUCUGUCUUUAAUCCAAACAUUACCAAUUUUUUCAAUGAUCCUUGGCUUCUGGAUCUGCCACUGAGUCACAAACCCACUUACUUCAACAUGAAUAUGGUGGAUAACUGCUCUUUUACUCAGAUCAUAUCUGAAAACUCUUUUGAUCUUAAUGCUUGCACUGAACUCUUUGGCAAUAAUCUUGAUUUUGACGGCAUUAGCAUCAUUUCUCAUGAAGCUCUUGAAAAUAAUGAUUGGAUAUGGUGGCCAACUCCUACUAGGGGUAGGCUUGUUGCUACUAUCUAUGACCAUCUAAACUCUUUUGAGGAAUCUGUUAAUCAUUGGAGAGGUUGGCGCAAUAUCUGGGGGCUUAUUUCCACUCCUCGAAUCAAAAUGUUCAUUUAG